CGGCCUUCGAUCUUCAACUCGCAGCAUGUACGUGGUAAUCUCAUCAUUCACGGAGCCUGCCCAGUAAUCGAAACAACAUGACAGAUCCAUACUCCGACGACGUCCCCUACCCGUUCACUUUUCAAACAGGAAGGGAAAUCAAGACAAAGCGUCAUAGCAGCGGCCCUGAAACCGUAACCCUAACCUUCCCCAAUUCGCGAGGCCGGCUGGUCUCCGCGCAAGCAUCGCGGCUGCGAUCCAUGACGCUAGAAGCAUGGGCCGACAAGGCCAAAAUCCUCGCCACACCUUGCUCUUACGACGCGCUCUCGUCGCGGCUUGUCGAGGAAGCUGGAUUCCCCUUUCUCUUUCUGUCUGGAUACACCGUGGCGAGCACCCACGGGCUUCCCGACACGGGGUACAUCGCAAUGCAGGAGAUGUGCGACAAGGUGCAGGAAACGGCAAGGCAGGUGUCGAUCCCCAUCAUGGUGGACGGCGAUACUGGCUACGGGAGUGCGGUGAAUGUGAAGCGCACUGUUGAGAGCUUCGCUGUGGCGGGUGCGGCGGGUAUCAUGAUCGAGGACCAGACCUGGCCGAAGCGCUGUGGGCAUACGAAAGGAAAGUCGGUUGUUUCUCGCGAAGAAGCAUUCGCGCGUAUCCAGGCUGCCUGUGAUGCUAGAGACAACGGCCUUGACAUCUUCAUCCUGGCUCGCACGGACGCUCUCAUCCUUGGAUGGGACGAGGCAGUCUAUCGAGCCAGGGAAUUCCACAGAAUCGGCGCGGAUGCCGUCUUUGUCGAGGCCCUCCCUGACCGCGCUGCCAUGGGGCGAGCUAUCAAGGAGACUAGAGUGCCGAUGAUGGCCAACAUCAUCGAAGGGGGUUUGACAGAGAAUCUAUCUGCCGUGGAAUUGGCAGACCUAGGGUUCGCCGUUGUUGCGUAUCCGUUCACGCUUGUCGCUGCCAAGUUGAAGAGCAUCCGGGAGACGUUGCGUGCUCUCAAGGGGAGUAUGCCUGUUGGAGCUCCGCCUACGAUCCUCUCGGCAGAAGAUGUCUGCAAGGGCGUGGGCUUCACCGAGUACUGGGAUCUUGAACGGAAGUACGCUGGCGCUGUAAAUGGUGAGACAAAUGGCGAUACUGGCGUGAUUGCACAUACAGAGGUACCUUGAUUUGUCCAUUGAUUGCAUCGGUACCUCGGAUACGUUCAUUCUUAAUAUUAUUUCCUUAAUUAUAUACAACUUCGAUGGGUGAAGUCUAGCCAGGAAAUGAAGGAAGAUUCCACAAGAAGCUCCAGUCACCCUCCUCCAAACCUACAAGUCCCGCACACUCAUCCUCAUCUAUAUGAGCUCCAAAAGGCGCCAUCGAGAUAUCCAGAGG
Molecule: messenger RNA, 1350 nt
Organism: Aspergillus versicolor CBS 583.65
Lineage: Eukaryota; Fungi; Ascomycota; Eurotiomycetes; Eurotiales; Aspergillaceae
Product: isocitrate lyase/PEP mutase family protein
Exons: 4
Coding region: 78-1142 (354 amino acids)
Molecular function (GO): catalytic activity
Source: RefSeq, a predicted model, not a curated record